UUAAUAUUUUGUCUUGGCAGUUAAUGAACUUAGUAAACGCUAUAAUCAUACACUGAUUGUCAGGCUACGUGAUUAGCUGGUGACUGAUAUAACUGAAAGUUGCAGUUGUUUACUUCUGGUUCACGUUGUCUGCUUUGAAUGAAUCUCGUCUUGGCGAGUUGUCUGUCUUCAUCACACAACCGCCCGCCUGACCCCUUCACAAGUGCAGCAGGAUUCUCGGGGUUUUGGUUAUCUUCCUGACCUGCUAACAUGCCAGCUGCGCUUACAGAUUCCAGUCAGAUAAUCUGUGAAGUCUGGGCGAGCAAUGUAGAAGAGGAAAUGAGGAAGAUCCGGCAGAUUAUUCAAAGCUACAAUUACAUUGCCAUGGACACUGAAUUUCCUGGGGUGGUUGUGCGACCAAUCGGUGAGUUUCGCAGCACAGUGGACUACCAGUACCAACUGCUGAGGUGUAAUGUCGACCUGCUGAAGAUCAUUCAACUUGGGCUCACGUUCAUGAAUGAGGAGGGAGACUAUCCCCCCGGCACAACAACUUGGCAGUUCAACUUCAAGUUCAACCUCACAGAAGACAUGUACUCACAGGACUCGAUAGACCUGCUCCAGAACUCCGGCCUCCAGUUUAAAAAACAUGAAGAAGAGGGAAUUGACACGCUCUACUUCGCUGAGCUCCUCAUGACAUCUGGUCUGGUGCUGUGUGAAAAUGUCAAGUGGCUCUCCUUCCACAGUGGCUAUGACUUUGGAUACCUGGUGAAGCUUCUGACAGAUGCACGACUCCCUGAGGAGGAACAUGACUUCUUCCAGAUCCUCAACCUUUUCUUCCCUGCGAUCUAUGAUGUCAAGUACCUGAUGAAGAGCUGCAAGAACCUCAAGGGAGGGUUACAGGAAGUUGCAGACCAGUUGGAGCUGAAGAGGAUUGGACGGCAACACCAGGCUGGAUCAGACUCAUUGCUUACUGGAAUGGCUUUCUUCAGAAUGAAAGAGCUUUUCUUCGAAGACAAUAUUGAUGAUGCAAAGUAUUGUGGGAGACUGUACGGCUUGGGAUCGGGCUCCAGCCAACCCCAGAACGGCAUCUCCAACUCGGGCCAGGAGGAGACCAACAACAAGCACUGAUCCAGCGCUUGACCUUCAAGUGGAAUUCACACUUGUUUUAAAAUCCAACCAGCAGAGUUCCUCUCCAGUCUCCUCAGCACAAGACCAAACUAAAGUCCCCUCUUGCGUGACUGUCAGUGAACUCACAGCGACAGUGGAACCGUUUCCAUUGACUUGCGCAUUUCUUUUUAGUCGCUUUUAUUGAGUUUACGCCCAUACAUUCAGAACCCUUCCUAAAAGUUAAUUCUUCAAUUACAGCAGCAGUAACAGCUCUUUAAAGCGCAGGACCAGCUUCUUCUGUGCAGACUGUGUGUGGCACUCCUCAUUUUGUGGAUUUCAGUUUUUUAAGUUAAUGCUGGAAGGGCCUGUAAAUUAAAAUGUAUAAUUUUGAUGAAAAUAAAUGUUUUAGCUCUUUUCCACUUUGAGAAACUUUUAACAGUGUAACUGUGUUUGGUUAUGCAUGUUCCAAUGUAUAUUAAAUUGUUUUGUAUUUUGAAUGUCAGAAGAUGUUUAAAGUUGUUUAUUGUAGGUCACUAGA
Monopterus albus (swamp eel) is the source of this 1624-nucleotide messenger RNA. RefSeq names its product CCR4-NOT transcription complex, subunit 8 (gene cnot8). Lineage: Eukaryota; Metazoa; Chordata; Actinopteri; Synbranchiformes; Synbranchidae. The record is from RefSeq and is a predicted model, not a curated record. The transcript is spliced from 7 exons. Gene Ontology annotation, cellular component: CCR4-NOT complex. Gene Ontology annotation, molecular function: nucleic acid binding; poly(A)-specific ribonuclease activity. The coding region runs from base 250 to 1107 and encodes 285 amino acids.